CUUGAUACACACCGAUUCUGUCGUCCCACCGGCAUCGCAUUUCACUCGCAGCAAUCGCACUCGUACCACCACCGGUUUCUCGUUCCCCGUCGGCCAUGAAGGAUCGCGGCGAAAAAAGACGGCGCUCCGAAGAAGACCCGGAAUGCUGCAGCGAAGCGGGAGCAUGCGAGUCCCAAGCGGCGGCGGCAGCAGCGGCAGCAGGGGGAUCGCCAACGGCGGCGGCCGGCAGCGCUGGCGGCCACGGAAACUCCGGAAUCACGCCCGCGGCUAGCGAGAGCCCGGGCGGUGGCAGCAGCAACAGAAACAUCAGCAACACCAACGACAACACCAACGACAACACCAACACCAACGGCAAAGGCAAAGGCAGCACCCCGAUCGACGCGGACCCCCGCCGGCAACAAGACGAAGGCCACGAGGAUUUCGAUCCGGUGCCCCUUGCCUUCGAUGCGGGAGAGGCUGCUUGCGGGUUUAUCGGAAGCAGCCGGACCCCCAACCCUUGGGCCCAGGUGCCCUUCGAUCCGGGCGAUCCCCUGCACCCGCUGCGGGUGUUUGGCGAAGACCUCGCUUUUUCGCUCGCGCCACCGACGCCGCGGAACGAGCUCCCGCCCCCCUCGGGUCCGCUGGGCCUGCUGCCGCCGCCCGGGCCCGCUUCCGGYGCCCCGGUCUGCCAGCCCUGCAAGCCGGCCGGAAGCGGGAGCCUCGGGCUCGUUCUGGGGAACCGGGCCAUCCACACCCUGGACGACGUGGCGGCCCUGACCCCGGAGGACCUCUCGGAGGACGUCCUGUGCUCGUCCGCCGGGGUCCCCCUCUCGAUCGAGGAGAUGAUGGACCUCCUCGAGCGGGCCGAGGCACGGGAGCGGGAGGACCGGUUCGACUUUCGCGUGCAGCUGCGCCAAAAAAAGAGGAAGGGGGCGGGGGCGCCGGCGGGGGCCUAGGGAGGAGGCCACGGAGAACGGGGCGGGGGGAGACACACCGGCACCGGGGGGGACGGGUCCGUUCUGCCACUCGUUGCGUCCGAGCGCCGCUUGCGACACGAAACGUUACAAUACAGAUCGACACGAUACGAUACAAAACGAGAUGCGAGAGAUCAAUACCGGAGCCGGCACGAGCAGCRCGGACCAUCGCACCAAAAGCACCUCGCGGUAUGCAAAACCAUAGACCCGGUUGCCGUUUUUUUUAAAUUUACCGUGCCGGUUGGUAUCUAGCGAUGGCACGGGUUACUGUAAUGAUUCUAAUCUUGUAGGCGUGACAGAUGGAUGCUUUCSAUAGAGUGCGUGCAACCGAUAGGUGUAAGCAAUGGCAGAAUGCCAUGUGGUACCAAAGCAAGCACGGCGUUUUUAUUUUAUUUUGCCACAAAACCAUCAACGUCGAGACCAACGUGGCUCCCGCUGCGAUAGGGUCUGACCGAUGCGGCAAUCCCUCCAAACCAGUAGCCGGUGUUUCCACGGAASUCUUUGUUCUAUCCUGCCCUGCUCUCUCCUGUCCUAGUCUCGUCCCGCC
This is a messenger RNA of Pseudo-nitzschia multistriata, 1500 nucleotides long. Lineage: Eukaryota; Bacillariophyta; Bacillariophyceae; Bacillariales; Bacillariaceae. The record is from the annotation of a GenBank genome assembly.